Messenger RNA from Loxodonta africana (African savanna elephant), 1816 nucleotides. It is a transcript of the gene ALG3, whose product is annotated as ALG3 alpha-1,3- mannosyltransferase. The transcript has 9 exons. Gene Ontology annotation, molecular function: dol-P-Man:Man(5)GlcNAc(2)-PP-Dol alpha-1,3-mannosyltransferase activity. The coding region runs from base 545 to 1639 and encodes 364 amino acids. The record is from RefSeq and is a predicted model, not a curated record. NCBI's taxonomy places the organism in Eukaryota, Metazoa, Chordata, Mammalia, Proboscidea, Elephantidae. Gene Ontology annotation, cellular component: endoplasmic reticulum.
GGGGAAGGGGAGGAGCGGGAGGGGACUCGGACCCCAAGCCAACCUGGGACCCAGACCCACGGAUUUAUCGACUGCGGACGCGGCUCUCUUACCUGAGCCCUAAGCCUGCUGGACGGAAACGGAUCCCUAUCCUAAUUCUGCCCCUGUAAGGGAAGGGGCGACCCUAGAGAUGGGCCCUCUGCGUGAUCGUACAGACUGUCAGGCUAAGGAAACCAGCCUGGAAGUCAGAAGACCUGAGUCUGAGUUAACGGACUGCUGCCACUGCCUCUGCUGUGGCUUUGGGCAAGUGACUUCCCCGGCUGAGUCUCAGCUUUUUCAUCGGUUCAAUUCUGUGGCCUCAAAGUCCGUUCUCAGUGCUGGCGUUUCGUCACCAUUUGAGUCCACUGGCGACUUUCUUUCCAGGCUGAAUCUGGACACUGGGCUCAGGGCGCCUACUUUUCUUGCUAAAGGCGGUUAACUCAACACCUAUGUGUAUGCCUAACACUGUGCUGGGUGCUAGGGGUACAGUGGUGAAUAAGACACAGAGAUCGACUGGAAGGCCUACAUGGCCGAGGUGGAGGGUGUCAUCCAUGGUACCUAUGACUACACACAACUGCAGGGUGACACCGGACCUCUUGUGUACCCAGCCGGCUUUGUGUACAUCUUUAUGGGCCUGUACUAUGCCACUGGCCGCGGCACUGACAUCCGUGUAGCCCAGCACAUCUUCGCUGUGCUCUACCUGACCACUUUGCUGCUUGUCUUCUGGAUCUACCACCAGACCUGCAAAGUACCUCCCUUCGUCUUUUUCUUCAUGUGCUGCGCCUCUUACCGUGUCCACUCCAUAUUCGUGCUGAGGCUUUUCAACGACCCUGUGGCCAUGGCCCUGCUCUUCCUGAGCAUCAACCUCCUCCUGGCCCAGCGCUGGGGCUGGGGCUGCUGCUGUUUCAGCCUGGCAGUCUCCGUGAAGAUGAACGUGUUGCUCUUUGCCCCUGGGUUACUAUUCCUCCUCCUCAUGCAGUUCGGCCUCCGUGGGGCCCUUCCCAAGCUGGGCAUCUGUGCUCUUCUUCAGGUGGUCCUGGGGCUGCCCUUUCUGCUGGAGAACCCCGUCGGCUACCUGUCCCGCUCCUUUGACCUUGGCCGCCAGUUUCUCUUCCGUUGGACUGUGAACUGGCGCUUCCUUCCCGAGGCCCUCUUCCUGCAUCGUGCCUUCCACCUGGUCCUGCUGGCCGCCCACCUGACCCUGCUCUUGCUCUUUGCCCUCUGCAGGUGGCACAGGACGGGGGAAAGCAUCCUGUCCCUGCUGAAGGAUCCCUCCAAGAGGAAGGUCCCACCCCAGCCCCUGACACCCAAUCAGAUCGUUUCUACACUCUUCACUUCCAACUUCAUUGGCAUCUGCUUCAGCCGCUCCCUCCACUACCAGUUCUACGUCUGGUAUUUCCACACACUGCCCUACCUCCUGUGGGCCAUGCCUGCACGCUGGCUCACACAUCUGCUCAGGUUGCUGGUGCUGGGGCUCAUCGAGCUCUCCUGGAAUACAUACCCAUCCACGUCCUGCAGCUCUGCGGCCCUGCAUGUGUGCCAUGCUGUCAUCCUGCUGCAGCUCUGGCUGGGGCCCCAGCCCUUCCCCAAGAGCAUCGCGCACAGCAAGAAAGCCCACUGAAAUCCGCCCCUUCCCCUCAGGCCACUGAGGACCCUGAGCGGGGACGGACUCUGUGCCCUUCCAAUAAACUUUGCCAAGUCCACGCCUGUACAGCCUACCCUGAAGGACAGGCAGCUGGUGGCAGGACCAAGGCAUUAGGGGCAUACACUGGCCAGAUAAAGAAGUCACUUGGCAGUC